This is a messenger RNA of Brassica rapa (field mustard), 2401 nucleotides long. It is a transcript of the gene LRRII5, whose product is annotated as BRASSINOSTEROID INSENSITIVE 1-associated receptor kinase 1. The record is from RefSeq and is a predicted model, not a curated record. Lineage: Eukaryota; Viridiplantae; Streptophyta; Magnoliopsida; Brassicales; Brassicaceae. Gene Ontology annotation, molecular function: protein kinase activity; ATP binding. Gene Ontology annotation, biological process: protein phosphorylation.
UCAAUCAUAAUCUUCCUCUCUCAAUCUGAAUCCUCCCCGGAGAAAAAUCAGUCAACGGUCAGCGAUCUCGGAGGAGUUUCAAAUCGAGAAAUACAGCUGAGAUCGAGCUUAGGGGGUUUCUCUUGAAACUAAAAGUCAACGGGUGAAUACGCGUCGAGGGAGGGCUCUUUGUCUUUGACUUUUUGGGGGCUUCCUUGUGGUAAGCUCAAAUCGAGGACUCCAGAUCCUUAAUUUGUGGUGGGGGUGUAAAAAGCUUGGAUCUUUCUAUGAUGAGCAUCUUCAAAUGAAAGUUUAAUUUAAGAAGUUGUGAAUGGAACGAAGAUUGAUGAAGAUAGCUCGAUUCUUUUGGCUGGUUCUGGUUUUCGAUUUGGUUCUCAGAACUUCUGGCAACGCCGAAGGUGAUGCUCUGAGUGCUCUGAAGAACAGUUUAUCCGACCCUAACAAGGUGCUUCAGAGUUGGGAUGCUACUCUUGUUACCCCUUGUACUUGGUUUCAUGUUACUUGCAAUAGUGAGAACAGUGUUACCCGUGUUGACCUUGGGAAUGCCAAUCUAUCUGGUCAGCUCGUAACGCAGCUUGGCCAGCUCCCAAACUUGCAGUACUUGGAGCUUUAUAGCAAUAACAUCACUGGGCCAAUCCCAGAGCAGCUUGGGAACUUGACGGAACUUGUGAGCUUGGAUCUUUACCUGAACAAUUUAAGCGGUCCCAUCCCAUCAUCUCUCGGCCGACUGCAGAAACUCCGGUUCUUGCGUCUUAAUAACAAUAGCUUAUCUGGAGAAAUUCCUAGGUCUUUGACUGCUGUCUUGUCUCUGCAAGUUCUGGAUCUCUCAAACACUCGUCUCACUGGAGAUAUUCCUGUUAAUGGUUCCUUUUCACUUUUCACACCUAUCAGUUUUGCCAACACCAAUUUGACUCCCCUUCCCGCUUCUCCGCCUCCUCCCAUCUCUCCUACACCGCCAUCACCUGCGGGGAGUAAUAGAAUCACUGGAGCAAUUGCGGGAGGAGUUGCCGCAGGUGCUGCGCUUCUAUUUGCUGUUCCAGCCAUUGCACUUGCUCUGUGGCGAAGGAAAAAACCACAGGACCACUUCUUCGAUGUACCAGCUGAAGAGGACCCAGAGGUUCAUUUAGGACAACUCAAGAGGUUUUCAUUACGUGAACUACAAGUUGCUUCGGAUAACUUUAGCAACAGGAACAUAUUGGGUAGAGGUGGUUUUGGUAAAGUUUAUAAAGGACGGUUGGCCGAUGGCACCCUAGUGGCGGUUAAAAGACUGAAAGAGGAGCGCACCCAAGGUGGAGAGCUGCAGUUCCAGACCGAAGUUGAGAUGAUCAGUAUGGCUGUUCAUAGGAACUUACUUCGUCUUCGUGGCUUUUGCAUGACUCCAACAGAAAGAUUGCUUGUUUAUCCCUACAUGGCUAAUGGAAGUGUUGCCUCCUGUUUAAGAGACCGUCCGGAGUCACAGCCGCCACUUGAUUGGCCAAAGAGGCAGCGCAUUGCGUUGGGAUCGGCAAGGGGGCUUGCGUAUUUACAUGAUCAUUGCGACCCAAAGAUCAUUCAUAGAGAUGUGAAAGCUGCUAAUAUAUUGUUGGACGAGGACUUUGAAGCCGUGGUCGGUGAUUUUGGUCUAGCGAAACUCAUGGACUACAAAGACACGCAUGUGACAACCGCAGUGCGUGGUACAAUUGGUCAUAUAGCACCUGAGUAUCUUUCUACGGGAAAAUCAUCAGAGAAAACGGAUGUGUUUGGUUAUGGAGUCAUGCUUCUUGAGCUGAUUACUGGACAAAGAGCUUUCGACCUUGCUCGCCUCGCCAAUGACGAUGAUGUCAUGUUACUAGACUGGGUGAAAGGGUUGUUGAAAGAGAAGAAGUUGGAAGCGCUAGUAGAUGUGGAUCUUCAGGGUAAUUAUAUAGACGAGGAAGUGGAGCAGCUGAUACAAGUGGCUCUGCUCUGCACUCAGAGCUCACCGAUGGAGAGACCCAAAAUGUCUGAAGUUGUGAGAAUGCUUGAAGGAGAUGGUUUAGCUGAGAGAUGGGAAGAGUGGCAAAAGGAGGAAAUGUUCAGACAAGAUUUCAGUUACCAAAACUAUAACCAACCGAACACUGCCUGGCUCAUAGGAGAUUCCACUUCCCACAUCGAAAACGAUUACCCCUCGGGUCCAAGAUAAGAUUUGUUGUAACACUAAUGCUUUUAUCUGUCCUUGGUUUUCUACUUCUUAUUCUGUAUUUAUUAAGGGUUUUAGUUUCUGCUGCUCCAUAUUAUUGGUUCUUAAGUGAGUACAUGCAUGAGAAAAAUCAGAAUUGGGGUUUGUAAGUUUUAUAUGAAAAGGGGUUUGAAUGUUCUUGAUAAAAACUAAAACUCAAAACAUUACUUUAAAAGUUAAUUCUUGAGGAUUGUUUGUAAGUUU